AUGGCCUGGAAAGACACGGAAAAGGACAAAAUGCGUCAUCAGCUACGCAUGACGAUCGGAGCAACGACACGUGUUUCGCAAAUCCUAUCACUCGCCCCAUACCCACUGACUCUGUUUCAGGGGGAUCACUGCGAUGUCAACAGUGAUCGAAAUCAGGUUGUGAUCUUUUUCCGCCAUCUGUUCGCCAUUUUCAUAACAGGUGCUACCGUAGCGUCUCAGUUUGUGCUGUUUUUCUUCUAUCCUGAUCUGCUGUAUCAACCAACGGCUCCGGCGUUCAUCAAAAUUCUCUACUACAUCGUAAACGUGCUGCAGUCGCUAACGGUUGCGAAUCUGAUGAUUGGCUGUGAACGCCGCCGUUUGCAAUACGAGGGGUACUUUUCCGAGGUGCUGCAGUUGAUAAGAGCAACGAUCGAACAAAGUGACUGUGAGGAGACGAUCUGGUACCGAAACACCGCCAAAGCCUUGUUGAUCGCAUACUCCACCGUCACGGUGCUACUUCCGUUCAUUAUCGCAACGGUUCACAUGGGCAUCGGUACCAUUCCUUAUGCGAUAGCCCAGGUUGUUCCGUUUACCAUUAGUUAUCUGAUUCUCGCACAGUACUAUUGUGUGUACGUACAUUUGUCCUCGAUUGCAAGGAAACUAAACAAGCGUCUGACUAAGCUAGUUAGCAUCAACUCGCCAUUGGAACAGGGAGAACAACGGAAAGGGAAAUCAAUAGCUUAUGAUUUUGUAACACGCUCUGUUUCGACCGUAAAAGAAAUCCACAUAUCUUCUGACCAGAUCGAUCAGCUUCGGUUGCUCCACGUGCAAACGAUUGAGAUUACAAACAGUUUGUGCAUCAACUUUGGUCUUGUAAUAAUUCUCAUUGUUGUGGCCGCUUUUGCAAGCAUUAACAUUGAGCUAUUGGAGAUGUAUCAAAGCAUCAGGCAUCCUACACUAACACCGUUGACCAUUUUUAUGAAAUUCAUAUUUGCAAUGAUAAAAUUUUCGUUCUUUGUUCUAAUAGCCUAUCCUAAUCGACUCAUUCAGAACGAGAACCAGAGCACCCUUUUCAUGCUAUACAAAAUUCGGCGAUCCUCGUAUGCCCCUGACGUGAAUGGGGUGAUAAAAAAUGAAAAACAAAUGAUUCGUGCUAUUUUGUUUCAGAUCGAACAUUACAUAUCGCAAAUUGCUAACCUGCAGGACGUUUACCAAGCAUGUGGAAUGAUUAACUUAGAUAUGAAGCUUAUCUCUAACGUUGUAGCCGCGAUCACAUCCAUUAUGGUGGUGCUAAUUCAAUUUGCAGAUUCCAGCUCCUAG
Anopheles nili is the source of this 1299-nucleotide messenger RNA. RefSeq lists its product as uncharacterized. Gene Ontology annotation, biological process: sensory perception of taste. Gene Ontology annotation, cellular component: axon; membrane; neuronal cell body. The coding region runs from base 1 to 1299 and encodes 432 amino acids. The transcript has 4 exons. The record is from RefSeq and is a predicted model, not a curated record. NCBI's taxonomy places the organism in Eukaryota, Metazoa, Arthropoda, Insecta, Diptera, Culicidae.